AGUUUCGCGCAGUUAACGCUCGACUUUCGUGUGGGAUUGCUCGAUGCGGAUAGUAGCUGUCAAAAAUUGGCGGUAAAAUUACACGCGGUCAUCGUAAUUGAUUUGUUUUUUUUUCGUGUACUUACCACCCAAUAUGAAAUAUUGAUGAGUGAUUAUAUAUAAUUCUUGAAUGUAAAAUUUAAGUUGUUAAUAGUUAAAAAACCUCUGACUUUAUUAGUAAUGCAGUGAAAUAGUGAAUUUAGUGAAAGUGUCGAAGGAUUCAAUAUUUAAAAAAAAUGGUGCCGUCGCGGUAUUUUUACAGCGGAUGUCUAUUAUUACUAGCUGUUGUAAUUGAAAUAGUACAACCAACAUGCGUCCUGGACUCAGAUUUCGGGUUCAAAAUAAACUGCGCUUUCAAAAAGUCCGGUCUGUUCAGAGUAAGAAAUCUCGGUGGAAUAAAGGCACACGCUAGCUUAGGUUUCAGUUUGGGUGACGAGCUCGGCUUCGAACAGUCCCUCACUAAUCUGGACACGAGCAGACGGAGGUCUGUGAGCCUAAGGAAUGGAGUGCCUCCUAUCGUUGUGGGUGACUCUACAGUGCGACCAGCUGGCAAACAAGAGAAACGGGGAAAGCAGAAUCGAAUUAUGAUGCGUCCCAUGGCUCCGGCUACUCGCCCUAAUCAAGCAGCCAUGGAUAAGCUCUCCAGUCUGCACCGCCGUGUUUCAAGCACCAUGCAGCCCAUUGUUGUGGGACCAACAAUUGAAGCUCCGAACACAAGACAAUCACCAGGAGUAACUCUAGCUAAACCGGUGCCCAUGGGCGUGCCACCCUUCAAGCCCCUCCCACCAAAGGAAGAUACCCUCAAGGUCGUUCCAAUAUCAUCGACGAGGAAGUCCUACACGCCGCUUCAAAUCCCUCAGUCCAAAGGACCUGGCCUGGCAUACCAAAGUGAGAAUUACCCACAAACGCUUGCAUCACACAAUCAAGUUUCAAAAAUGGUGUCACAAAUGACAGCAGUACAGUAUGCUCAGCCACAGAUACUCAAAAUAACUCCGGCGCCGAUUUUGGUUAACACUCCAAAACUUUACUCCAUGCCUACAACAGUCAAUCCAUUCAUUCCAAUGCCUGUUGCUGCUCCACCAACACAAGCCAUAUCUAUCAUACCCGCACCUGUUUUUGACUUUUCACAUACACUUCCAUCUAACACACCCAUUUAUCAGACCUCGAUCCAAAACAAUCCUAUUUCUAACUUUGUAGAUCCUGUUCCUAAGCAAGUUCACGAACUGGCGAGUCAGUUUUCCGCGUACAACACGAAGAAGAUAGAUGAUUACAAUACCAUAUCAGGUUACGGCGAUGAUACAACACUGACAUUCAACAAAGAAGAUAUAAAUGCAAAAAUUUCGGAGAUUGCAAAAGCAGGGAACAUUUCUAUGGAAGCAGUUGAAGCUGCGAUUGCAUUAAGACAGCAGCAGCUAUUGAACAAAUAUGCCAAUUUCCCUGUACCAACAUCAACAACGACUACUACAACUACGACGACGACAGAACUGCCGGUGGUAUUCCAUCCUGAGCCCGAACCUGAAAUCGUGGUUGCUUCUGUGGUUCAGAAACCAAAAAGAAUCAGCCCAACUGCAGGAAAGGUGAUGAAUGCACCACGGGAGUAUUAUCCUGUUGGUUAUGAGAAGAAUUUCGAUGAUCACUUCCAGUCUAAAGUUGAUCUUCCAGAGACGACGUUCCAUUGCGGAGAUCAAAAAUAUUUCCCCGGAUUGUAUGGAGAUGAGAGCCUUGGAUGUAUGGUAUUCCACGUCUGCGCCUUAACCGACGAUGGUUUGGUGAUGAAGUCAUUCCUCUGCCCUGAAUCAACACUCUUCGAUCAAACGAUCCUCAAAUGUAACUGGUGGUUCUAUGUUGAUUGCAAAAACACGAGACGAUUGUACGAUACAAACAUACCGGUGUCCAAGAGUUAUCAGCUGAUGAAGGCGUUGACGUUCUUCUCUUCUUAUAAGAAGGAGGUCCAAGAAGAUGGUCAACCUGCUAAUCCAGUAGAAGAGGAUGGUAUAAAAGAAGCUAUAUCAAUCUUAGAGAAUCAAAAUAGCGCAAACUCUGUCCAACAAACUGGCACCAAUGGUAUAGAAAUCAUCACACCACAGCCGUUCAUCGUCGAUGAGAGAAGUAACAAGGGAUCCGUCUCAACAGACCAAACUCCGGUAUACCGUGGAAACAGAAAUGUUGAUAUUUCUAAUAAAACUAGCAAUAUAAAUAGAAGCUCUUCUAAACCAAAGACUCAAGAUUACCAAAGUAAUUCAGAAUAUAAACUUGUAACUGUCAAUGCCGAUAUAAAUUUUAAUAAAAGCAAAGAAGUUAGUUCCGCCGAAGACACUUCACGAACUAACACAGCCGAAAGAAAGCAUAGGAGAAGGAUGACCUUAAAAAAUAGCAGUGGUCCUACUGUUAGACCUACUACACCUGUUCCUAGCACAACUACCGUUACUCUUAGUACUACUACAACUCCUAAUCCUGUUGAAACUACUACUUCUUCAGUAGAGAUUAUCAAACAGGAGAUUCAACCAAUAGAGCACUUUAUUGCUUCAGAUGUGAAACAAGAAAAAUUAACAGACCAACUUGAUCCUUCUUACUUGUACGAAGCCCAAAAUUCUCGUCCAGUUAAAAGAUUUUAUAGAUCAAGUGCAGAGAAGAAUAGCAAAGAAGAGAAAGAAAUGGCUAUAAUAAACAAUGAAAAGGUUCAGAUAGUCAGACCUACUUCUUACGUCAAAUUAGUCGGUGAAUAUCCUACUCCAACUGCUGCGAUUGCAAAAUUAGACGAAGCCAUAUUGGGGAAACCUACGAGGUUCAAAAAAUCCGCCAUAACUAUAGUAACACCUGAAAUACACAAAGAACCUCGAAGAAAUCCGACGAAUGACCAAACAUAGUCUGAAAUAUUCAUAAUAGUCAAUAAUUAUUAAAUUUAAGUGUCAUAAAACCUCUUGUUAACUUAUUUAUUUUCUAUUCAGAUGCGUAACGUAGACGAGGUGAACUGAUUUACGUAUUUGCUCAAAGUGUUUUUAUUAGUAUAGUGGAUUCAGUCAAGUGAUAUUAUGGUGUAUGUGUUAUAGUUGUAAAAUAAUAAAAUAAAUGUGCGUUUCCU
This is a messenger RNA of Galleria mellonella (greater wax moth), 3121 nucleotides long. RefSeq lists its product as uncharacterized. The record is from RefSeq and is a predicted model, not a curated record. NCBI's taxonomy places the organism in Eukaryota, Metazoa, Arthropoda, Insecta, Lepidoptera, Pyralidae. Gene Ontology annotation, cellular component: extracellular region. Gene Ontology annotation, molecular function: chitin binding. The transcript has 7 exons. Bases 276 to 2906 code for a protein of 876 amino acids.